AUGGAGUCUGGUGUCACAUCAGAGGCAUCAGAUUCUAGUGAAAUGAAGAAAUCAAACAAAACAAGAGCAGUUGAAGUGUCUGGAUGUGGAAGAGAAAAGGACACAACAGGCAAAGAUAUGUUGAGCAAACUGAGCAAAGUAGACUUGGCAGAACAAGAAUGGGUCAAUAAGAUUCUAGAAUGUCCUGUUUUCUGCCCAUCAGAGCAGGAGUUUGAGGAUCCUUUAGUUUAUCUGCAGAAGAUUGUUCCUCAGGCACAAAAAUACGGAAUAUGCAAAAUUGUUUCUCCUCUAAAUGCCUCUAUUCCAGCUGCUGUUGUCUUAACGAAAGAGAGAGAAAAUUUCAAGUUUGAAACUAUUGUACAACCUCUUCGGUUUUCUGAAUUAAAUGAGGACAAUGAAACAACCUAUUCUUUCAGAGGCAGAAAAUACACUUACCGUGAUUUCGAGACUUUGGCAAACAAGGCCUUUCUCAGUAGGUUUUACAGUUCAGGAAAUCUUCCUUCUUCAUAUGUGGAAAAGUUAUUCUGGCAUGAGAUGGAGCAUGGAGAGACGGGAACAGUUGAGUAUGGAGUCAAUGUUGAAGGUAGUGCUUUUUCAUGUGAUCCUAAUGACAAGCUUGCAAAAAGCAAAUGGAAUUUGAAGAAUUUCUCGCGGCUGCAGAAAUCUACACUGCGGUUCAUUGACCGAGACAUUCCAGGAAUAACUGACCCUAUGCUUUAUAUUGGAAUGCUAUUCAGUAUGUUUGCAUGGCAUGUAGAAGAUCACUAUUUGUACAGCAUUAACUACCAUCACUCAGGAGCAAACAAAACUUGGUAUGGCGUUCCCAGCUGUGCGGCCUCUCAAUUUGAAGAGGUUGCCUUGGAUCAGGUGUUCCACUAUAAGAUUUUAUCAAAACAUGAUGGAAAGGCUGGUGCCUUUGAAGCUCUUUCUCAUAAAACAACCAUGUUUUCUCCAAAUGUGUUGCUCCAGCAUGGUGUGCCAGUUUAUAAGGCUGUGCAGAAGCCUGGGGAGUUUGUCAUCACCUUUCCUAAAGCAUAUCAUGCUGGAUUUAGUCAUGGAUUCAACUGUGGAGAAGCAGUAAACUUUGCAGUGAGUGAUUGGUUUCCAUUAGGGGCUGAAGCUACAAGGCGUUAUGCACAUCUUGGAAAGAUGCCUAUGAUUCCCUUUGAGGAACUUCUUUGUAAUGAGGCAAUGCUAAUUUACAAGGCCCCAAAUCUCAAAGGUUCAAAUAACAAACUCAAUUUGGAAUCCGACCAUGCUACUAAGCUAUCUUUUAUGCAGCUCAUGCGAUUUUACGACGAGGCUCUUUCAAGACUGGAGAGUUCAAUAAAGUAUUCAAGUUCUUCAAAUUUUCUUGGUACUGUGGUAUGCAGCCUCUGCUGUAGAGACUGUUAUGUGGCUUUCUUUCUCUGCAAGUACUGCUUUACUCAUCCCAUUUGUAUUUCCCAUGAUGAAAUUGAGACUCAGAAUUGCAAAUGCGGCAGGCAAUGCACACUUUUCAAGAGAGAUGAAAUGUUGGCACUGAUGGAUGCUGCCACAAGUUUUGACCUGGAAAAAGACAUUUUGUUGGAAGUUCAAAGACAUAGUGGAGCAAAUAUACUGUCACAGGCAUUCUUUUACACUGACUAA
Neltuma alba is the source of this 1629-nucleotide messenger RNA. RefSeq names its product lysine-specific demethylase JMJ706-like. The coding region runs from base 1 to 1629 and encodes 542 amino acids. The transcript is spliced from 8 exons. The record is from RefSeq and is a predicted model, not a curated record. Gene Ontology annotation, cellular component: chromatin; nucleus. Gene Ontology annotation, biological process: chromatin remodeling; regulation of gene expression. Gene Ontology annotation, molecular function: histone demethylase activity. Lineage: Eukaryota; Viridiplantae; Streptophyta; Magnoliopsida; Fabales; Fabaceae.